Durusdinium trenchii is the source of this 7551-nucleotide messenger RNA. The record is from the annotation of a GenBank genome assembly. Lineage: Eukaryota; Dinophyceae; Suessiales; Symbiodiniaceae.
AUGGCGCUGGCGGAGGCGGGUCGUCCCGACGCUGCGACCGCGCGCGACGUGGUCUUCGGCGUGGUGCUCUCCGGGCGCGACGCGCCGGUCUGCGGCAUCGAAGGCAUGGUUGGGCUGCUGAUUUGCACACUGCCUCUGCGAGUGAAGAUUCAUCGAGAAACCAGCUGCAUAGACUUGGCCAUGUCCAUCCAGAACUCUUUGCGAGAACUGGCUGAGCACCAGUUCUGCAACAUGGCUGAAAUCCGCGACUGGUCGGGGUUCAGCGGACCCGUGCAGGAGCUCUUUGAAACCAUGCUGGUCUUCGAGAAUUAUCCCAGUGAAGGAGGCUUGACGCAGGAGAACACGACGCAGGCAGAGUGUGAGGUCUUCCAGCAUGAGUCCAUGCCCAUCACGGGUGCGGAGCUACCAUUGGUGGCGGUGAUCGUUCCGGAAGGUGUUGCCAAGGCUUCCAAGGGCAUGCAGCUCACGCUUCGCUUCGACGCCUCCAAGCAUUGCUCCUCCAUGGUCAGGUCACUGGCCCAGAAUCUGGAACUCCUCCUGGCCGCACAACAACGCUGGCCCAAGUGUUGUUGCGUCGAGCUCUUGGCGGCCUUGCCGAUCCUGCGGUGCUUUGAAGGACUGAGAGAUGCAAUUGAGAGUGUGCCGUGGGCACGAGCCUUGACGCUUGGUGAGGCGAUGGACGCGCCGCUUCCCUUGGUGGUACCGCGGGCGCGGAGCUCACGCUUCCAGGUCAAGCUCUCGGAUUUCGUGCCCCAAGAUGUAGGCGAUGUCUUCGAAGCUGCCAAGAAUCUGGGCCAAAGCUUCAGUCGCCUAGCACAGGCGGAAGCAGUGACGGUGGUGGUGCAGUCAUCGCUCCUGGCUGAAGCUUUGGGUCUUUCAGGGCCUCUCCCUUUGCGAGUGGAUCGUGACGGAAAGGAGAGCAUCCAGCCAAGUGCUGAUGUGGUGAAGGCCAGUGGAAGAGGAAACUGCCUCUUGGAAGCCUUGAAGGUUUGGCGGAGAAAGUUGGAUUUGAUGCCUAGCAGAUCAGGCCAUGGGUGCAGACCUUUGAUCUUCCUGGGAGAGCGUGGUAAGUGGCUGGAAGAUGUAGAGGUCUUCAUCGGCUAUGUGUGGUCCUCCAGUGAGGUGUGGCUCUACGGUGAAGACGAGAACUUUGGGGCGCUUCUGCUCAGCUGCUUGCAAGGUGAGACAUUUCCGCCUCCAAGUGUGAAGCAGCUUUUGAUUGAAGAGUUCAACGCGACCUCAAAGCCAUGGACAAACCAAGGACGUUUGCUCCACGAACUCUUCUAUCAACGUGCAGCAGCCUGCAAAGCGCAUCCCGCGCUGGUGUGUUACGACGACGAGGGCGAGGAAUACCAUCGAAUGAGCUACCAGGACUUGGCCGAGCAAAGUCAUCAGAUGGCCCGUGGCCUCCGACGGUGCGGAACCCGCGCCGCGGAACGCGCCGCUCCGGGUUCCGCCGGCGUUCCGGGCGCAGCGUGCGCCGUGUGGAUGCCAAAGAGUCGAUGGGUGGUGAUCACCGCAUUGGCCAUUUUGGAGACCGGCGGCAUUUAUGUUCCCUGUGAUGAGCGGCUGCCUUGGGGGCGCGUGGCCAACAUGGUCUCCUUGGCGGCGGUGAAGGUGUUGGUGGCAGGAGAACACCAACUCCGAGGCAUACCUGAUGGUUUGAACGAAGAGUUGUUGAUCACGACUGCUGAAGAGCUUUUCGAGGACCAGGACGGCUUGGCAGAUGGGGAUGAUUGGUGCCAUCCAAGGGCAUCCGAGGACAGCACAGCCUAUGUGAUUUUCACCUCAGGUUCCACAGGCCAACCGAAAGGUGUGGCAGUGACGCACCGAUCCAUUGUGCAUCUCGUGGACUGGGUGAAUUCCACCUAUCAGAUCACCUCAGAAGACUCGUUGCUCUUUGUCACUUCCAUCGGCUUUGACCUCUCCUGCUAUGACAUGUUUGGAUCGUUGGCCGCUGGCAGCACCAUCCACAUGGCACGAAACCAUCUGCCAGAGAAGUUGUUGAAGAUUCUCACCGAGCAGAAGAUCACCUUCUGGAACUCAGCACCUCAAGUCUUCUCCGCGCUGGGCGACCUUGAUGGAGGGACUUGGAGGAAGAACCCGAAGCACACUCCUCCGAGGUCGCCGGAGGUUGCGGUGUCGUCCAAGUGCCUUCCAGCUGCCUCUGAUGCUGGGAGCGAUGGAUCUCGAGUCGCGAGGCAGAUGCCUUCUCACGCUUCCGGCUUAGAUGAAGCGCUGAAGGGGCUGCGGUUGAUCUUCCUCAGCGGGGAUUGGAUUCCCCUCGCGCUGGCACGCAAGAUCUUGGCUGGUGCGAGAUCGGGCGCUGUGCAGCCCGAUGUGAAGCUGGUGGCUCUGGGCGGUGCUACGGAGGUCACAGUUUGGUCGAACUAUUUCGAAGUGGAGGAGGUGGACUCGGCUUGGCGUUCGAUUCCAUAUGGCCGGCCCAUUUGGAAUCAUCAGUACUAUUGCCUAAGUGACGCUAGUGACGUGAUGACCGUGCACUUGGGGAUGACCGGGCAGUUGUACAUCGGUGGGGUGGGAGUGGCCGAAGGCUACGUGGGACGACCCGACCUCACGGCGGAACGUUUCCGGACGAAUCCCUUUCGCCAUGGGCGCCCUCUGGGCCGCAACGACCGGCUCUACCACACGGGCGACGUGGUACGUUUCAUGCCACUGAAGCCCUGGGGCGUCUCGCGCAUCUCCUCCGGGCGUCUCGCGCUGAGAGCCGAUGAAGUGGUUUUGGAGUUCCUCGGACGUUGUGAUUCCCAGGUGAAGAUCCGUGGCUUUCGUGUGGAGGUGACCGAGGUGGAAGAGGUGAUCCGACAGCUGGGGGCCGAGGCCGCGGUCCUCGCAUUGCCGGGCGUGGACAGUGAUCUUGAGCUGGUGGGCUUCCUUGUGGGGACGGAAGCGGAUCUGAAGCGAGUCAAGGAAGGCUUGGGGGAUUUGUUGCCUUCCUACAUGAUCCCUGAGCUUGCAUGCUUAGACGAGCUGCCCUUGAGUGCCAAUGGCAAGUUGGACCGUUCUCAGCUGCAACGCCAGAGGCGCACGUGCCGCGCGCAGCGCGCCGCCGCAGGGGAGGCCGCGCGCAGCGUGCAGCCUCCGGCAGCGGAAGACACGGAGAUCGUUCUCCGGGUGGCGACAGCAUUUCAGGAGAUCUUGGGUCUGGAUGCCAUGCCGUCCAUGGAUGUGAACUUCUUCGAAUUGGGUGGGCACUCGUUGUCUGCGAUGCAAUUGCAGAGGGUGCUGGAAACCGGAAGCGAACGCGGACGUGGCAGCCGAAGACUGUCGCUGCGGGAGGUCUUUCAGCAUCCGACGGUGGCCGGCUUGGCCAAACUCUUAGCCGAGGAGAAUCACACCGAUUCCCAUCACUCGCCGCGGGAGAAGCCGCCGCUUUUGAGUGGCCACAGCCGUGAAAAUGAUGGCGGUGGUCUUCCAGCAUCCUUUGCACAGGAAAGACUCUGGCUGGAACAGCACCUUCUUCCAGGUCCCAGCUACAACGUGCCCUUUGCCUGGCGCGUGACCGGUGUAAGCCACUUGCACCUGGCAGCAGCCAUCGUGAAGUUGCUACGGCGACAUGAGAUCUUGAGGACGGUGCUACUAGGUGGAGUCUCUCAAGACGGCAAGCUGGAGCUGUCGCAAGAGAUUCUGCCGUUGGAUGUGGAGAUUCCACUGGACAUGCUAGCAGCACGCAACUUCCUGUGUCCCUGGUUCUCGGUGGAGCGGGCCGACUCCAGCGCUGCGGCCGAGUUGAUGCGAGAGGACGCGGUGAAAGGCUUUGAACUGGAUCGUGGAGUGAUGAGGGCACGUCUAUUUGCCGUGGGCGAGGAGGAGUUCUUGCUGUACUUCAACAUUCACCACGUCGCCUUUGAUGCUGCAUCACAGGUGAUUCUUGAGAAGGAGCUUUGUAUGGACCUCCUGGGAAAGCAAAUGCCGGAAGAAGGAUCUAGGGCGCGUUAUGUGGAUUACGCACAGUGGCAUCGCAGAUGGUUGGAGGAGGGCGAAGCUGAACGCUGCUUGAGAUAUUGGAGGAAGAAGCUGGUCGGCGCACCACUGCAUCGUCCCUGGCCCCAACUUGUGACCGACAGCGGCAGCUCUGGUGCCACAGUCAUCUCAACGUGGCCUGCACCUGUGAGUGGUGCAUUGAGGGCCCUGGCACGAAGACAUGGAAGCUCCGAGAUGGUGCUGAUGCUAUCCUUGUUUGGACUUUUGCUGAGCAUCCACCUUGGCGAGGACCUGCUGGUGGGCAUUCCGGAAGCUGGUCGUAGUGGAGAUCCUCAACUGGACGACAUCAUCGGCUUCUUCGUGAACACGUUGCCGAUCCGUCUCAGCUGUCCAACGCAGGCGACCUUCAAGGACUUGCUGGAGAGGACGCAGGCGACUUUGCUGGAGGCGAUCGAACACUCGGCGCUGCCCUUUCAAGCGGUAGCCGACCUGAGACAGGAGAAGGGCCACCAGGGUGGUCUGCAAGCGUUCUUCCAACAUACCCAUGACGUCACCGUGGCGUCGGAGUUGUUGGAGCCAUUUGACUUUGGAACAUGGCCAGCCUUGGCCAAGUUCGAGGUGAGCCUGCACACGAUCUUGGAUGACCAGGGUGGUCGCCUCCGAUGGGAGUUCAUGCCAGAGGUUGUACCCCACAGUUUCGUGAAGCUAUUGGAUCGGCACUUGGCUGCCAUGGCCGAGCGACUGGCCUCGAACACACCUGGUGCUUUGUGUAUGCCUUUGUGGCGCUUGCGGGAACCUCCUUGGGAUCUGCGGCACGCCGUGCUGCAUGAUUGGACAGCCAGCGUUUCGCCUCCCUUGCCGGAAUGUCGACUGGAAGAUCUUUUGGAGCAACAAGCCAAACGUACACCCCAGCAAACAGCGGUGCUUUGCGUGGAAGCAUCUCAACGCCUCUCAUACCGGGAGUUGCUGGAAGAAUCUCAAGAGUUGGCUGAGAUUUUAAUCAAGAUCUACGACGCGAGUGGCUCCAGCUGUGCGCCGACGGGCUCGUGUUCUUUUCCCGCAGCUCCCGUGCUCGACGUCUUUCGUGUGGGGCUGCUAACGGAACGAGGCUUGGACCUUCCAGUGAUGGUCUUCGCUGUGCUGACGGCUGGGGGCGCGUUCGUACCCUUGUCGCCGGACUUCCCAGCAGAGCGGCUGAAGUGGAUCAGUCAAGACGCUCAGGUGGCUGUGCUCUUGGCCACGCCCAGCACCGCGGAGCCGGCGGCCCUCUUGGCCUCCGCCUUUCACCCGGUCCUUCCGCUUCACGUGGUCUCCGCCAGAAGCCGGUCGACCGGGCGCCUGCGCCGCCCUACUCGGCGGCGGCGUACGCGCGCGCGGAGUUCGGCGUAUGUGCUGUUCACCUCUGGAUCCACGGGAAGGCCUAAGGGAGUGGUCGUGUCGCAGCAGGCGUUGGUGUCACAUUUGAUGCCAUACCUGCGGGUCUUGAAGCUCACGGCUGGUGACAAAGUGCUUCUGACCAGUUCGUUCACCUUUGAUAUGGCCUAUUCACAACUCUUUGGAGCCUUGCUCAGUGGAGCGCAGUUGAUCAUCACCUCUGAGAACCCCAUGAUCGACCCGGAGCAUCUUCGCCAAAUCCUCUACGAGCAACAGAUCAGCUUUACCACUCUAGUGCCAUCGGUGCUAUCUUUCAUGAAUGAGUGUGAGAUGCCCUUUCCUUUACCAUUGAGACAUUUAGGCUGUGGAGGAGAAGCACUUGCUUCCAAAGCCUUGCUGGACUUCUUCCAGUCUGCACGGAAUCAGUCGAAGUCCGAGAACCCAGUGGACGUUCAGGUGCACAAUCGCUAUGGUCCCACUGAAUGUGCCAUCAACGCCCUCCUCUUGGGACCCUUCAGCCUUAAGAGUCACGGAACCAGGUGUUCCAAGGUCGAAGCCGUUCCCAUUGGCUGGCCCAGUGGUUCUCGACAGAUCUGGAUCCAAGGGUUUGGCUUAGAAAAGGGAGAACUCGUUCUGGCUGGUGCUGGCUUGGCUUUGGGUUAUACCUCGACCUCGCCGCUCCGGCGCGGGCCCUUCGCUGAGAACCUCCGCGGCGCGGGGCGCUGCUACGGCAGCGGCGACAUGGCGGCUCGAGCGCUGGACGAGCUCGGGACGCUGGGCUGUGUGAGCUUUUGCGGGCGGAGCGAUGCUCAGGUCAAGCUCCACGGUCAACGCAUUGAGCUGGGCGAAAUCGAACAGGCGAUCUUGGAAUGCCCGGAGGUGGAGUCCUGUCGCGUGAUUUUGGUCGCGGAGAGACUGGUGGCCUUUGUUUCCGGAAAAUGCGAGCAGAGCGAGCAGACGUGCCAGCAGGCUCUCUUGCACUGUGCAAAGCUGCUGCCAAGGGCCAUGAUCCCCAGCUUCCACUGGAUCGCUGGGUGGCCCCGAAGCAGCUCCGGAAAGAUCGACCUCCAAGCCCUGGCGAGCCGCGCCGUCGCUCACCCCGCCGUGGUGAGCGACGGCGAGGUGGUUCCGGGAGUGGUGCUGCCCCGCAUGAGCGAGUGGAGCGGACUGGAAGGACAAGUGCAGGUUUUGAUGAAGACCUUGGCAGAGCUGGGCCUGGGAGACACCUCACCCAGCUCACGGGUGUCUUCCUUGGGCCUCAACUCAUUGCUGGCGCUUCGUGUGAGCAGAAACUGUGCUCAGCAGGGCGUCAAGAUCUCGCUUCAACGACUGCUGGGCGAUGGCACAGUGGAAGAUGCCAUCGAGCCAGGUGACGGUCUGGAUCCGAUCGAAGAGGGCUUGGAGCUCUUGUUGGGAAGGACUGCCCUGGAGUUCCGGCUGUUGGGAUCGGAUCUCCAUGGCGAGCAACCUUGGGAGCUCCUCCUUUGCCCGGGCGAUGGUGGCGUCGGUUUGGAAGGCUAUCGGCCAUUGGCUUUGGCCCUGAACCAUGUCUGCCGGACUCGUGUGGUGGAUGGCCUUCUGAGUGUGGAAGCUGGAAGUCUCAAGACCCUGGCCAAGGAGCUUUGGAACUGCGCCGGUGAGCGAUCUGGCAGUCGGAUCUUGCUGGGCCACUCCUGGGGCUGCGCUUUGGCGUGUGAGAUGGCAGAGCUGGAGCCUGUGGAGGCACUUUGGCUUCUGGAUCCCUCCCAUCAGCACUUUGCUCACACGCAACCGCAAGCAGCGCAAGCGCGGUCGAGCCAACCGCGGGGGCACGAGACGAUGGAGAUGAUGGAGUCCUUGCUGCGUUUGACCGGAAGUGCUCCAGACCUGCAGGCAUUGCUUCCAGCUGUCCGGGCUGGAGAUGUGGAUGUUUUGGAAAAGGUCCUAGGCCCGCGAAACGCCCAGCGCCUUGGUCGAGUGGCCGAGUCCCGGUCUCGCAAUUUGACGCUCCCUGCGGUCCUGCACGGCACGUCCCUCGCAAGAUCCAUCCAUGUGGUGCUGGCGUCGGACUGUCCAUCGAUGUCGCGCCAGGAGCGUUGCCUGGAUGUGGAGAAGAUGAUGUCUGGGACUUCAACCACCUGGUCGAUGUCCUGGACCACUGGCAAUCACUUCUCCAUGCUAGAGCCCAGCAAUUGUUGGGAACUCGCUUCUCAACUUCUACGUUCACUGGACGACACCGAACUCACCGACUGA